UUCUGAUCACACGUCUUCCGGAUAAGUUGCUGCUACGGGUUUUUGCCUAUCUGUCACACGUCGAACUAUGCACAAUCGCACGCGUAUGCAAACAGUGGAGACGAUUGGCCUACGAUUCCUCUUUGUGGCAAGCACUGAAUCUGCGACUGGAGUACGGCGGGAUUUUUGUUCGGUCAAUCGAUGACUUGCUCAACCUGAUCCACCAACGUUCCGGAAGUGGCCUACGACGUAUUGAAUUAUCCAGUGACUUCAUCACAAUCCCCGUCCUAGAGGAGUUGGGCAACCGAUGUCCAAGUUUACGCUCAUUGACUUUGGAUUUCAGCAAUGCAAUGCAACUGCACGACUUUAACGAACUCGCAGCCUUUCCGUCCUCGUUGCACUAUUUGUGCAUUUGUCUAAGUGAUGUGAUUUUCAUGGAAGGUCUGAUGCGCAAAAUCUACUCGUGUCUCUCAUCAGUGGAAAUAUUACAUCUUAUUGGUAAGUUUUGUUGGACGGUGAGUGGCUCUAAUAUGAAUGAUUGA
Molecule: messenger RNA, 521 nt
Organism: Echinostoma caproni
Lineage: Eukaryota; Metazoa; Platyhelminthes; Trematoda; Plagiorchiida; Echinostomatidae
Source: the annotation of a GenBank genome assembly